Molecule: messenger RNA, 858 nt
Organism: Rhodotorula graminis WP1
Lineage: Eukaryota; Fungi; Basidiomycota; Microbotryomycetes; Sporidiobolales; Sporidiobolaceae
Exons: 4
Coding region: 1-858 (285 amino acids)
Cellular component (GO): nucleus
Source: RefSeq, a predicted model, not a curated record
AUGAACCAGGAAGAGCUCGAGACGUACGAGUACCAGCUGUCGCAGAUCAAGCUCGGUCUCGUCAAGGACCCGAACAACACCGAGCUGCAGACGCUCAAGAGCGAGCUCGAGGACCUCAUCUCGCUCACCCGCCAGUACCUCGGCGCUCAAGCUGCACCCGCCCCGCCGGCCGCCUCGUCCUCUUCGUCCGCCGCACGAGCAUCCUCAGCACCAUCGCCAGCACCGCGCGCCUCGCCCGCCUCGGGCCGACCCGCCACCCUCGGUGCCGCCCCGUCGACCUCGUCCACCACCUCGAGCGCGCCGCAGCACAAGUUCGCGACGGGCGACGACUGCUCGUGCCGGUACAGCGACGGCAAGUGGUACCCUGCGCGCAUCACGAGCAUCACCGGUCCGGCCGACCAGCCGAUCUACACGGUCGUGUACCGCGGGUACGACACGCCCGAGUCGUGCUCGGCGGGCGACGUGCGGCCGCUGAGCAAGUGGGACGCCAAGGAGGCGAAAGAGCGCGAGGCGCAGCAGCAGGGCGACAAGCGCAAGUUGAUGAGCGCCGCCGGGCCCGCCGAGCUGAGCAAGGACGACGUCGAGAAGGAGCGCAAGCGGCGCAAGAACGAGAAAAAGGCAGAGACGCAGAAGGCAAAGGCCGAGGAGGCGAGCUCAAAGGCCAAGAGCUGGCAGAGCUUUGCCAAGAAGGGCACGAAGAAGGGCGUGCACAUCCCGGGCGUCGCAGGCGGCAGCAUGUUCCGCUCUCCCGACGACGGCAACCCCAACGCGAAAGUCGGCGUCGUCGGUGGCGGUCGCGGCAUCACGCAGAACACGCAGCGCAAGCGCCAGACGUUCCAGGAGGGCGGCGACGACUGA